Molecule: messenger RNA, 1559 nt
Organism: Coccomyxa subellipsoidea C-169
Lineage: Eukaryota; Viridiplantae; Chlorophyta; Trebouxiophyceae; Coccomyxaceae
Product: DUF974-domain-containing protein
Exons: 7
Coding region: 143-1396 (417 amino acids)
Cellular component (GO): TRAPPIII protein complex
Source: RefSeq, a predicted model, not a curated record
ACGGCUUGACCUCUAGGUGGGGCAAUCUACUACAUGACAUUCAAGCCGGUAUGCUGAUAGUCGAUCGCUGUUGGCGAUGGGAGCAGAUCAAAACAAAAUCCUUUUCAGAAAACCAGUGCAAUAAAUGGUUGAGUAGAAAAGGAUGCACGCUUUGGCGUUUAGGGUGAUGAGGCUCUGCAGGCCGGACAUACCUGCGGAGUUCCCAAAAGGUCUUGGUCUCAGACAAGAUUUUCUGCCUGAUGAUCUGGCCUUGGAAUCGAAUUCAGGAGAGGAGGACUUGACAGGACCAUUUGCACAUCGAGCGAACAUUGAAAACCCGAUCGAUGCUCUUGGCAUCGAUGGUGUCCUUGAGCUGCCGCAGAAUUUCGGCACUAUUCAUCUGGGUGAAGCGUUCAGCAGCUAUAUCUCGGUGGGCAAUUACUCGAACGCCACCGUGGAAGAAGUUGUCAUCAAGGCUGAAUUGCAGAGCGCCCGACAGAAGAUGACACUGUAUGAAACGGCAACGCCCCUGCCAAAGCUUGAUCCUGGAGAGCGUCACGACUUCCUGAUAAAGCAUGACAUCAAGGAGAUCUCUGCUUACACCCUUAUCUGCAGCACAUCCUACAUUGAUAAAGGCGAGACAGCGUAUCAGCCACAGUACUUCAAGUUCGUGGCCCAGAACCCACUGUCAGUCCGCACCAAGAUAAGGUCAUUGACACGGCAGACUUUCCUGGAGGCCUGCGUGGAGAACUUGACUAGCAGACCCCUAGUUCUGGCAUAUAUCCGCCUGGAUGCAGCUCCAAGUGUUGUGGCAGUCCCUGCAAGCAGUGCUUGGAGCGAUGGGGAGCCAUCAAAGGAUGCGGAGAGCAGCUCGCUGGGAAGCUACGCAGAUUCCUUGCAGAUAGUGGACGCCGGGGGGUCCAGCAACUUCCUGUAUGCGUUGCAUUCCUCCAAGGCAUCGCCAGCAGAGGCUGGCAGUGCGCUCACUGGCGCUUUGGGCAAAAUGGAGAUUCGGUGGCGUGGCAAUUUGGGCAAAUUGGGGCGGCUGCAGACUCAGCAGAUCAUGGCAAACGCUGUCAACUCCAAGGAUGUCGAGCUGCUUCUGACAUCCCUGCCACAAGCAGUGCACCUUGAAAUACCGUUUGCUGCGAAAGUUACUGUCAGGAGUAAUGUGGACCGCACUCUCGAAAACCUUGCUCUCCGCGUCCCUGAGCAGCCAGCAGAAGGCGGGCUCGUCGUUGAGGACCUGAGCUCUACAGUUGUAUCGAGAUUAGAUGCGUACGGCAGCAGCUCUGUGGUGUGCACACUACUGCCCAUGAAAGAAGGUCUUCAGAAGCUGCAAGCUGUUGAGCUGAUCAGUCAGCAGGAUGGCAGGAUUCUGGAUGUGAUGGAUAUCGAUUGCUUUGUGAACCGAUAGCAACAAUGCUGCUGCUGCAGCACUUUGAAAUAAUUUGUACAAUACAAAGGAACAGAAACGGACCAUUUGUACAACUUGGCUUGUGCACAUGUACUGUCUGGAGGGCACAUCAGUACAUGAGUCUGGAUGGAGAUCUAUGGGCAAUACCUGCAAGCAUGCAGUU